Molecule: messenger RNA, 1905 nt
Organism: Coniophora puteana RWD-64-598 SS2
Lineage: Eukaryota; Fungi; Basidiomycota; Agaricomycetes; Boletales; Coniophoraceae
Exons: 6
Coding region: 209-1702 (497 amino acids)
Source: RefSeq, a predicted model, not a curated record
CGAACAUCGACGUCUCCCCGACCACCGGCAUCGGAUUUAGCACCCGUUCUCGCAUUGUCUUCCGACCCCCGGUAACAGCCAGUGUGAGUGCGCAUGCGCAGCACCCACAUAUACGAAGGGUGUCAACCCCUCAGGAACGCCUUGACCACCCUUCCUCGCACUCCAGAGCCGGCUCUGUAUUACGGCGGCUCCUCGCUCUUCGUUGAUCAUGUUCUCCCCGCUCCCGCUACGGAGGAAGCUGAAGCUUUCCGAUGGGCAGAUCCUCCCCUUUUCUGACUCUCGGACACCGUCACCUGUGCACACGGCACCCGUACAUCUGACGAAGCGCGGGUGGCGCUUCGCCACGUGUCUGGUGACAUUACUCUGCGUAGCUGGAGUCAUGUUGCUUCGGGCUAUUUCCGGUCAGCUCAGGUUGGAGCUGGGGGUGGUGCAGAGCCACUCGUCCCUGCCGCCGCUCUACGAGGCGUAUCGGUCACGAGAAGAGAAUCUGCCUCACUACGAGGAGUACGCGCGGAGGACGGACAUCAAGUACCUCUGGUCGGAAAACUUUGCACGCAGCGCAGGGUGGGGGAACAUCAUGCAGGACUUCAUGAUGAUGGCACUGCUAGCUCAUGCGACCAAUCGCUCCCAUGUCUUCAAUGACUACGUUUGGGACCCAAAUCGAGGGCCGUACAGCGAUUUCAACGGCAAAGUUAUCCCUUCACGUAUUCCGCUCACUGCCAUUGUCGGUGGUCCGAUGGUCGGUGGCGAUCUGCCACCAGAAGAUACGACCCCUCGCGCAGUGUCUAGUAGUUUCUUUCACGAAGUCUGCCCCAACCCGACCAUUAUUAACGUGAAAGACGUCAAUACCGAUGACAUGGUAUAUGGUGACGUGCCAGCCUCGUCAGUACUAAAAACGUGGAUCAAGAAAAUCGACUCCAUAGACGAUCCGUGUGUAAAGCUCGCUGGUGACAAUCCGCCUAUCUUCGAGGUUUGGAUAUACGGAGAUAAGAAACGGAUGCUUACCAUCUGGCCGUAUCUCUCGAAGACGCCUGUGAUGACACACUGGAGGUGGUCCCCGCUCGUCGUCGACGCAUUGAAGAGUAACCUUCGGCUAUUCACGUCGACAUCGUGGUUCUAUCCACUCGUCUCUGAUACACAAGAAUCUGACGCUCCCGAUAUGAUCCCUGGGCUUCUCGCAAUCCAUGUACGACGGGGCGACUUUGCCAAUCACUGCCGUCACCUCGCAACGUGGUCGUCCGACUGGAACGCGUUCAACUCUUUCCCUCAGUUCACUGACAAAUUCGAGGUCCCUUCGGACGUCGGUUGGGGGGAGACGACACCGGAGAAUAGGGCGAUGUACGAGCGGAGGUGCUAUCCUUCCAUCGAUCAAAUCGUGGAGAAGGUCUCCCAGGUUAGAAGUGACGCGAGAGGUUCACUGAAAUACCUCUACAUCAUGACGAACGGCGCGAUGGAGUGGGUGGAUGAGCUGAAACAAGCGGUCCAGCGAGCGACGUCAGGGUCUCAGCCAUGGGAUAGCAUCGCAAGUAGUCGUGACUUGAAGCUGACCUGGGAGCAAAAGUACGUCGCUCAAUCUGUGGAUAUGUACAUUGCCGAGCGAGCGCAAGUGUUGAUUGGGAACGGGUGGUCGAGCUUAACAUCAAACGUCAACGCUCUGAGAAUGGUAAAGAAGUUUUCUCCUGAUUCUGCUAGGUUCUGGUAGCGGACGUUAUUUUUCGGGACUGUGUACGGACCUGUGUUUAUUCCAUGACUAGAUAUACCCUACACUAUACUUUCCAGGACAUUUGGACAUUCACUGGCGGCCAUAGCCGACGAGAUAGCCAUCCCAUUCGCUCGCUAGGGUAACAGUCUUGUGGCAAUCUUGCCAAGGUGAUACCUUGAUAUUUAAUCACGUUCAAGUUACAG